Messenger RNA from Solanum lycopersicum (tomato), 772 nucleotides. RefSeq names its product large ribosomal subunit protein uL6m. NCBI's taxonomy places the organism in Eukaryota, Viridiplantae, Streptophyta, Magnoliopsida, Solanales, Solanaceae. Gene Ontology annotation, biological process: translation. Gene Ontology annotation, molecular function: rRNA binding; structural constituent of ribosome. The record is from RefSeq and is a predicted model, not a curated record. Gene Ontology annotation, cellular component: ribosome.
GAUUACUCUAUUAUUUUCUAAGUGGGCUUUUGGUCUCAUACCUUCUCUUAGGCCCAACUUUUUUAAUUUCUUGUGUUGACGAACAGAGCCCUCGGAAAGCUCCACUGACCGGUGAACUGCGGAUCUCCGGCGGUUUUUAGGUUUGCUGAGGUAGCGAUACAGAGAAAGCCUGCUGAUUGAUAAAAGUCAUCCAAUGGAAGCUAAAUUCUUCCGCUUUCUCAAGAUUGUUGGAGUUGGUUUCAAGGCUAGGGCAGAAUCAGAAGGUCGUCUCUUGUACCUUAAGCUGGGUUACAGCCAUGAGGUUGAACUGACCGUGCCUCCUGCAGUUCGUGUCUUCUGUUUCAAACCCAAUGUGGUUUGCUGCACUGGGAUUGACAAGUAUAGGGUACACCAAUUUGCUGCCUCUGUAAGGAGCUGUAAACCUCCUGAAGUUUACAAGGGCAAAGGUAUUAUGUACAUUGAUGAAGUGAUAAAAAAGAAGCAGGGAAAGAAAUCAAAAUGAGAACCCAUUAAUCAUGGUUCUUUCUUGGGCUUGGUACUUUUUAUGAUGCUAGACAAUUUUCCUUUAAUUAUCUUUCCUAUUUGUAAUUUCCUAAUGUAAUUUUGUUUUCUGACUGCUUUGGUAUUUUUAAAAGUUAGAGGAGUUGAAGAUCUUUUACCUUGGUCACGGAAGUUGCUAAACAUCUCAAUGACAGUUUUUGUAUCAACUUUUUUCAUCCUUUCAAAUGCUACAAAUAAGUGAUGGACGGUGUUGAUGAAUUUGUGGUCUUUA